This is a messenger RNA of Charadrius vociferus (killdeer), 2092 nucleotides long. It is a transcript of the gene CADM3, whose product is annotated as cell adhesion molecule 3. The transcript is spliced from 12 exons. Gene Ontology annotation, biological process: homophilic cell-cell adhesion. NCBI's taxonomy places the organism in Eukaryota, Metazoa, Chordata, Aves, Charadriiformes, Charadriidae. The record is from RefSeq and is a predicted model, not a curated record. Gene Ontology annotation, molecular function: RNA binding. Gene Ontology annotation, cellular component: presynaptic membrane; ribonucleoprotein complex. The annotation marks the transcript as partial.
AUCCUGAGCACGGUGGAGGCGCAGGCUCCCAGCACCCCGGGGCCGUCGGGCUGCGGCCCUGUCCCCGUGGCUGUGCCAGUGGUGGCCGUGCCGGGGCCGGGGGUGGCGGCAGCGCUGCCCAAUGGGGCACCCCAAGUCCCUCCUGCGGCCGACGACAGCAAAACCAACCUCAUCGUCAACUACCUGCCCCAGAGCAUGAGCCAGGAGGAGCUGCGGAGCCUCUUCGGCAGCCUCGGGGAUAUCGAGUCCUGCAAGCUCGUUCGCGACAAGGUCACCGGACAGAGCCUGGGCUAUGGCUUUGUCAACUACGUGGAGGCAGGUGACGCUGACAAAGCCAUCAGCACCCUCAACGGCCUCAAGCUGCAGACCAAGACCAUCAAGGUGCCAGACAUCGGGGUCCCUUGGGGCGAAAUGCUUUUGCAGGCUGGAGGCCGGCUCAGAGGGGCGCAGGGUGGAUAUCCCACGACAUCAGACGAGACCGUGGUGGCUGGCGGUACGGUGGUGCUCAAGUGCCAGGUGGAGGAUCCCGAUGACUCCUCGCUGCAGUGGUCCAACCCUGCCCAGCAGACCCUCUACUUCGGGGAGAAGCGAGCCCUGCGAGAUAACAGGAUCCAGCUGGAGAGGUCCACGCCCAACGAGCUGACCAUCAGCAUCAGUGAUGUAGUGCUGUCGGAUGAGGGGGAAUACACCUGCUCCAUCUUCACUAUGCCUGUGCGGACUGCAAAGGCCCUGGUCACCGUGCUGGGAAUCCCCCAGAAACCACAGAUCUUCGGCCACGAGCAGCCCAUUGAUGAGGAGAAGAUAGCCCGGCUGACCUGCCGAUCCUCUGGCAGCAAGCCUGCAGCCCAGCUCCGGUGGAAGAAGGGCAACAAGGAUCUGAAGGAUGAGGGCACUGAGGUGGUGGAGGACCCCAAUGGAAAGACCUUCACUGUGAGCAGUCGGGUGGAGUUCCGCGUCACCAAGGAGGACAAUGAAGCUGAAGUGACCUGCACUGUGGACCAUGAGUCCCUGCAGAACUCUGAGAGGUCGACCACACAGAAGCUGCAGGUCCACUACAAGCCGACAGCGAAGAUCGAGCCGCAUCCCCAGUACCCACGGGAAGGCGAGAAGCUCCAGCUGCAGUGCGACGGGCAGGGCAACCCCAUCCCCCAGGAGUUCCUGUGGGAGAAGGAGGGCAGCGACGCACCCCUGCAGCUGAGCUCCGACAGCGUCCUCAUCUUCCCCUUCCUCAACAAGAGCGACAGCGGCACCUACGUCUGCACGGCCACCAGCUCCAUGGGCAGCGUCGUGGCCAAGUACAACCUCGAUGUCAGUGAUGCCAGCCCGGUGCCCUCGACCUCCAGCACGUACCAUGCAGUGAUCGGCGGAGUGGUUGCUGUCAUUGUCUUCCUCCUGCUCAGUCUUCUCAUCGUGUUGGGACACUACCUGAUCAGACACAAAGGUAUGUGCAUAAGACAUGGGGAGACGGUCACAUCCAGACAUCGGCAAAACCCCGCAGAGGUGAUGUGUACCUACCUGACCCAUGAGGCCAAGGGGUCAGAUGAUGCCCCAGAUGCCGACACGGCCAUCAUCAAUGCAGAGGGCGGCCAAGCCAGUGGCGACGACAAGAAGGAGUAUUUCAUCUAGGGGCGUCGAAGAGCGUGAGAAAUGGAGCCAGCAGACCCCGAUGGAAACGGAAACCAGACCACAAACCCCACUCAACCCAACAGAUUUUCUCUCGCGCCCGGCAUGGGCAGAUGGACGGACAGAGGGAUGGCAGGACAGAGAGCAGAGAGCGACCGGCCUGAGACGUGAUGCUUCUUCUUGAACUUGUACAAAACAUUAUUACUACGAACAGCGAAAGCCCCGGCCCCGUUUGCUUGCUUGCACCUCCAUCCCUGCGACCGGCGCUCGCGCAAAACACAGACCAACCAGUGAGUGAGCGACUUUCCUUCUUCCUUUGGACCUUUGCUUUGGUUUUGUGGCUGCUCAUUGCUUUGGGCCCUUGGUUGGGAUGUUGGGCUGGGGUCGAUGUAGCUCUUUCCUUUGUUUCUCUCCAUUUUGGUUUCUUUGACAUCCAAGGAUAAAAUCAGCUCCAGGCUCUGGCGCAAGC